This is a messenger RNA of Mesocricetus auratus (golden hamster), 1709 nucleotides long. RefSeq names its product neurogenin 3 (gene Neurog3). The record is from RefSeq and is a predicted model, not a curated record. Gene Ontology annotation, molecular function: protein dimerization activity. The transcript is spliced from 2 exons. Bases 192 to 836 code for a protein of 214 amino acids. Lineage: Eukaryota; Metazoa; Chordata; Mammalia; Rodentia; Cricetidae.
GGGUCUCAGCGCCGCAGAGGAGGCCGGGGACACCCUCUGCGCUUCUCUUCUGCUUCCGGACUCAAUUAACUCCAGGCGAGGGCGUCUGCAGCUCAGCAGAACUUCGGCGCAAACAGAGGCGCUCAACUGUCCACUGCUGCUUGACGCUGAUCGACCCGCCGCUCUCUAUUCUUUUGCGCAAGAGGACUAGGAUGGCGCCUCAUCCUUUGGGUGCGCCCACCAUCCAAGCGUCCCGAGAGACCCAGCAGCCUUUCUCUGGAGCCUUGGACAAUGAAGUGCUCAGCUCCAAAUCCACCCCACCAAGCCCCACUCUCAUGUCGAGGGACUGCUCAGAAACAGAAGCAGGUGACUGCCGAGGGACCUCGAGGAAGCUCCGCACGCGGCGUGGAGGGCGCAACCGGCCCAAAAGCGAGUUGGCACUGAGCAAGCAACGACGUAGCCGGCGAAAGAAGGCCAAUGACCGGGAGCGUAAUCGCAUGCACAACCUCAACUCGGCACUGGAUGCGUUGCGCGGUGUCUUGCCCACCUUCCCGGAUGACGCCAAACUUACAAAGAUCGAGACGUUGCGCUUCGCCCACAAUUACAUCUGGGCACUGACUCAGACGCUGCGCAUAGCGGACCACAGCUUCUAUGGGCCGGAGCCCCCUGUGCCCUGUGGAGAGCUGGGCAGCCCGGGAGGUGGCUCCAAUGGGGACUGGGGCUCUCUCUACUCCCCAGUUUCCCAAACUGGCAGCCUGAGCCCUACCGCCUCGCUGGAGGAGUUCCCUGGCCUGCAGGUGCCCAGCUCUCCCUCCUGUCUGCUCCCAGGCGCACUGGUGUUCUCAGACUUCUUAUGAAGAGACCUGUCUGGCUCUGGGUGGUGGGGGCUAGCAGAAAGGGAGGGAGCCAGAGCCGCCGAGGUGGGAGGUAUUGGAGGCCUCAAGCGUCCUUGCUCCUUCUGGCUCUCACUAGCCGGGUCCCUGUCUCCACUCGCUGGUUCAACCAGGCUCUCCUAACAGCACCCUAGCUGCUGCCCAUGCACAGCGGGCAUUGCAGGCUGCUGUCUUCUUAAACCUCCUCUGUGUAGCAACCUCAAACUCUCGUUCAAAGCUGAUGAGAGUGGUAGCGCUACACUGUUGGAGACUCCCAUACUUCCUGGUGACCCUGCCCUCAUUCAAAUCUGUCAGCCUCUGACCAUCGCUCUCUCCUGGGUGGCCCAAUCCAGUGUGGUGGCUCACUGCACUGGUUGUCUCAUCUGGCUCCUGCUCACUCACCUUGCUGUAUAGACAAUGCUCACCUUCUCUGCUGCCCAUUAAAUACAGGGUUUCCGGGCCCUCCAUUCUGCCUUAACCCACGAAGGUGAUUUUCUGCCUUCUCCUUCUGCACUUUUCAAGUCAUCAUCGGGUUUGUGAACUGGGAAAAGCCCUGGACUAUGGCUGGGAGCAUCUUCCCGGUCUGGCUCCUGUGUCUGAAACUGUAAACUUCAGGGACAGGUUCCUGGAGCACUGCUCAUCUCCCUAAAAAGGAAAAAAGAAAAAUCAGUUUGUAAAUGGUAUAAUGCCUUUUGAAAUGAAUUUUGCUUUGGUAAAUUAUAUGCCUCUUCCCCCCAUUUUACACGUUUGUAUUUAUUGAUGCUAUUUCAUGGUGGGUAAGUUUAUAUUUUGUACAUAAGAGUAUCAGGGACUGGUGAUUGAGAUUUUUGGGCUAAUUAAUAAAAGAUGGAUCAUCAA